Molecule: messenger RNA, 964 nt
Organism: Syzygium oleosum
Lineage: Eukaryota; Viridiplantae; Streptophyta; Magnoliopsida; Myrtales; Myrtaceae
Product: BTB/POZ domain-containing protein At4g08455-like
Exons: 2
Coding region: 54-797 (247 amino acids)
Biological process (GO): proteasome-mediated ubiquitin-dependent protein catabolic process; regulation of proteolysis
Cellular component (GO): cytoplasm
Molecular function (GO): ubiquitin protein ligase binding
Source: RefSeq, a predicted model, not a curated record
CGCUGAAGUCUGAGCGGUUUCCCAAAGCGAAGUAGCUCUCCCUCCCUCAGCCGAUGAUGCAGCGACCCUACGAGGAGGAGGAGACCGACCGCACCUCCUGCGAGGAGGAGUGCGUCACGCUCGAUGCCCAGGAGUGCUCCGAGGAGGCCAAACAGACCAAGGAAGAGCUCAAGCGAGAGAUCGAGCACUUAAAGGCCCAAGUCGCCUUCUUGAGCAUCUGGUCUCCGACCGGCCUCGACCACCCCCACGGCACCGACGUAGUCUUGCUCGCCGCCGAGGACGGCCCCAACGGAGGCCCCUCUAUGGGGGUCCCGGUUCACAUGGCCAUGCUGGCUAGCCGGUCCCCAAUAUUUAAAGCAAUGCUCGAGGAUGAGAUGGAUGAAAGCCGAACCGGCACCAUCAAGAUAAGUGGCAUGUCAUAUGAUGCCCUCCGAGCAUUUGUUGGCUAUCUAUAUGCCGAAGCAUGCCUCGAUGAGCAAAUGGCUUCUGAGCUUCUGGUAUUGGCCGAAAAGUACCAGGUGAAGCCCCUCAAAGCUUAUUGUGAGAAGUUCUUGGUGUCCAAAUUAAACUGGGACAACUCGAUCAUAAACUAUGUCUUUGCGCACCAGCACAACGCGAAGCUUCUCCUUGAGGCCGCCUUGUCCUUAAUCAAGGACAACUUGGAUAAACUCAGAAAACGUCAAGAAUACUCGAUACUCGUUGAAAAGGACCCACGCCUUGUGGUGGAGUUAUAUGAAGCAUGUGUUGCAAAGCAGGAAAAUGAUGCAGCACCUAAGGACACUUCUGCGAAGUUAUAGUCUUGUCUGGAGAAAGGAAUUUCGUAUCCACAAGGAAAGGGGGCUUUCUUAGUUUUAUAAUCUUUUUCCUACAGCAAUAGCAGAUUCUCAGAUGAUUAUCGAUCGCUUUGGCUCUGGGGAGCAUUUUUUGAUUUACUAGCGAAAGCCAUUCUUUAGGCUCGGUACCA